Diospyros lotus (date-plum) is the source of this 2233-nucleotide messenger RNA. Its product is annotated as probable tRNA (guanine(26)-N(2))-dimethyltransferase 2. The transcript is spliced from 12 exons. Gene Ontology annotation, biological process: tRNA N2-guanine methylation. Gene Ontology annotation, cellular component: nucleus. Gene Ontology annotation, molecular function: RNA binding. The record is from RefSeq and is a predicted model, not a curated record. NCBI's taxonomy places the organism in Eukaryota, Viridiplantae, Streptophyta, Magnoliopsida, Ericales, Ebenaceae. The coding region runs from base 160 to 1950 and encodes 596 amino acids.
AACUUGUUCGGUUUCAUGCUAUUGUCCCUCUCUCAACUUCAGAGGCUGCAAAAGAAUCUUGACUGGAAGCAGACGGCUUUCUCUUCCGCUCUCCUCCGCCGGAAGCUGCCGCCUGAACAACCCUGAGCCUGUGCAACCACCGAGCCGUCAAACGGAGAGAUGGGUGGUAAUGCAACAACAGGGGAAGAGGAAAAGCAGGGCAGCAAAACAGUGUCAUCUGAUCUCAGCGAUUACACGAUCAUCAAGGAAGGAGAUGCUGAGAUUCUAAUGCACGCCAAGAACGAAGUCUUUUACAACAAAACCCAGGUUAACAACAGGGACAUGUCUAUUGCUGUUCUGAGGACAUUUAUAUCCAAACGUAAACAGGAACAUGAAACAAUGCUGUACAGAAGAACAAAAGCAGCCCAUAAGGUAUUGGGCGAAAAUGCUUCUGAAUUGGAAGUACGUACAGAAUCACAUAUGGACAAUGAGAAAUCUAAUGGAAAACAUGAAGAGUCAGAAGUGGUUUCUCAAGAUGAACCUUGUAGCAUCUCUGAAGAACCAGUUGAAUUUCCUGAAGUAAAAGGACGAGGAGAGUUGAAGCCACCACGAGUACUUGAGGCAUUGUCAGCUUCUGGCUUAAGAGCACUAAGAUAUGCACGUGAAGUAGAAGGGAUAGGCCAAGUUGUGGCCCUGGACAAUGAUAAAGUGUCCGUUGAAGCAUGCAGGAGAAACAUAAAAUUUAAUGGUUCAGUGGCAUGUGCAAAGGUGGAGUCACACCUUGCUGAUGCUCGAGUUUUUAUGCUCACCCACCCAAAGGAAUUUGAUGUGGUUGAUCUCGAUCCUUAUGGUUCACCAUCUGUGUUUCUGGACUCUGCCAUUCAGUCCGUCUGCGAUGGAGGCAUGUUGAUGUGCACAGCAACUGAUAUGGCAGUGCUAUGUGGGGGUAAUGGGGAGGUUUGCUAUUCCAAAUAUGGCUCAUACCCGUUGAGAGGGAAAUAUUGUCAUGAAAUGGCGUUGAGGAUCCUCCUUGCUUGCAUUGAGAGUCAUGCAAAUCGUUACAAGCGGUACAUUAUUCCAGUGCUGUCAGUUCAAAUGGACUUUUAUGUUCGGGUUUUUGUUCGAAUAUAUACCUCUGCAAGUGCAAUGAAGAACACCCCCCUUAAGUUAUCUUAUGUUUAUCAGUGCACUGGUUGUGAUUCUUUUCAUCUUCAGCCCCUUGGAAGGACUGUUUCAAAGAAUAACAGUUUAAGGUAUCUACCUGGGUUUGGUCCUGUGGUUCCUCAAGAGUGCAGUGAUUGCGGGAAAAAGUUUAACAUGGGUGGCCCUAUAUGGUCUGCUCCCAUCCACGAUCAGGAAUGGGUGACUUCCACACUAGCAGACGUGAAAUCAAUGAAGGAUCGAUAUCCUGCUUAUGAUCGAAUUUCUGCUGUAUUAACAACAAUUUCAGAGGAAUUGCCCGAUGUUCCACUUUUUCUUAGUUUGCACAAUCUUUGUGCAACGCUAAAAUGCACUUCCCCUUCAGCCGUAAUAUUCCGAUCUGCCGUCAUAAAUGCCGGAUAUCGUAUAUCAGGAACUCAUGUCAACCCUUUGGGGUUGAAAACAGAUGCUCCUAUGGAUGUUAUUUGGGAUAUCAUGCGUUGCUGGAUCAAAAAUCAUCCGGUGAAGGCUCAACCUUCAGAUCAGGCAGGAAGUGUUAUACUUGCCAAGGAACCAGUUCUUGCGGCUAAUUUUGCCAGAGCCGUUGCAUCGCUGAGUAAAGCGCAAGCCAAGAAGAUUGCACGGUUCCUUCCCAAUCCCGAGAGGCAUUGGGGGCCGAAGCUCAGGGCAGGCAGGCAGAUAACCAGCAAGCACGUCUCUCUUUUGGGCCCCAAGGCACUAAAUGGAACGAACGACCAUGAAGAUGGCGACGAGCCUGAAGCCAAGCGUAAGAAGACAGAGGACCACCUUGGACCCCCUUCCAUUCCAUGAAAAAACUAAAGACAACAGAAGUUGAUGUUUUCUUCUUCUGCAUUUGUUUGCAGAGGGAUAAAUCUUCAUUUGUGCAUCCCAGAGCUCUUGCCUGCCUGCCUGCCUGCCUGCCUGUUAAAUUCGACCGGCCACGUAUAUGUGUUGCUGAACUUGUUUCUCAGUCUGCAGCAUAAGAUUUUGUUUUGUUUUUGUGUUUUCAUCAGUGUUCAGUUAGCUUUUAUCUUUGAUCUGCUUGCCCUAUUGUAACAAUUUGUUUCUCACUUAAGAAUACCAUUUUUGUUAA